This is a messenger RNA of Dromiciops gliroides (monito del monte), 1272 nucleotides long. RefSeq names its product COMM domain containing 9 (gene COMMD9). The transcript has 6 exons. The coding region runs from base 95 to 691 and encodes 198 amino acids. The record is from RefSeq and is a predicted model, not a curated record. Lineage: Eukaryota; Metazoa; Chordata; Mammalia; Microbiotheria; Microbiotheriidae.
AUGCCGAGCGGCCUCCCGCUGCCACGUGACCCAGCACGGAGGUCUCUCCUCUAGCCGCUGGGCGGCUUGAGUCAUGUGACAGGGAGGGAGAAAGAUGGCUGCCGAGGCCCAGGUGGACUUCUCGGCCCUGCAGAGCUUGCUGAAGGCCUCCUCAAAAGAUGUUGUCAGACAGCUGUGCCAAGAGAGCUUUUCCAGUUCAGCUCUUGGCUCAAAGAAACUGUUGGACAUCACGUGUUCCAGUUUGUCAGUGACCCAGGAGGAAGCAGAUCAACUGAUCCGUGCCCUGCACCGCCUCACCAGGCUGGUGGCCUACCGGGACCUGACUGCCGGUGAGGAGAUCCUUGCUCUGUUCCCAGAAAAUUUCCACCAAAACCUCAAAAACCUAUUGACGAAAAUCAUCAUGGAACACGUGCCUGCAUGGAGAAAGGAGGCCCAAGCAAAUCAAAUCUCCUUGCCUCGGCUUGUUGACCUGGACUGGAGAGUGGAUGUCAAGAUGGCUUCCGACAGCAUCACCCGCAUGGCCGUGCCCACCUGCCUGCUGCAGAUGAAGAUCCAGGAGGACGCCAGCCUGUGCGGGGAUAAGCCCGCCAUCUCGGCCGUCACCAUGGAGCUGAGCAAAGAGACGCUGGACACCAUGUUAGACGGCUUGGGCCGGAUUCGGGACCAGCUCUCGGCCGUGGCCAAUAAGUGACCCCCGCUCGCAUUGGCUGGGGCCCACCAGGUGUGGUGCUAACCGAAGAGACGCAGACUGGUCAGGGGCCCUUCACACGCCGGGCCAAAGCUCGUCCUCUCAUCAUUCUUCCUUUUGUUUUUUCCUCGUUUUCCCCUUCACAUUGAUGCCCGAAGGUCUCCCAGAAGCCUCGGGUGCUCAUUGUCAUUUCAGGGGCAGCAGGGAGGGAGGAGGGAAUGAGGGCUCUGCUAGCUGCAUGCAACCACUGCUGGGGAGACUAGGGGCUGAGCUGCCGGGCCGGACUGACUGAGGAGCUCCUGCAGUGCAGGAGGGCGUUGCCUUGGGGGAGCCUCUUGGGCGGGGAGAGGCAGCUCCUGAUCAGAGGCCCCUCCUGCCCCCUCCAGUUCCAGGCCAAAGGCCAGAAGAGUGGGACCCUUGGGUCACCCCCUGCCCUAGCAGGCUGAGCCUGGGAGCAAGGCCUCUCUAGCAGGGCCCACCUGGGGGCAGCCUCAGAACCAAGCUCAGGGCUCUCAGCCAUGCUCAGAAUAGGGAGAACCUGCCGCUGCCGUGGCGACAGUUGGAAAUAAACAUCCAUGCUGAAA